AUGACACACAAUACUAAAACAAAUUCAUCCUCUCUGUAUUUCAUCAAAUUGAGGUUCCCUUCUGAUUUACCGUUGUUGCCAUUUUGCUCGGAGGAGGAAACAACUUACAUAAUGACAAUGGGUGAAAACAACAGCCAUAACCAAGUGUUUGACUUAUCCCUCAAUGCGCCUCCUCAGGGUGGUUCCAAAUGUUUUGAUGAUGAUGGCCAUCUCAAAAGAACAGGAACUGUGUGGACUGCAAGUGCUCAUAUAAUAACAGCAGUGAUUGGUUCUGGUGUUUUGUCCUUGGCUUGGGCCACUGCUCAACUGGGAUGGAUAGCUGGUCCAACUGUGAUGUUCUUGUUCUCAAUUGUCACCUACUACACAUCUGCUCUUCUAGCAUCAUGUUACCGGUUGGGCGAUCCUGAUACCGGAAAUAGAAACUAUACUUACAUGGACGCUGUCAGAGCCAACCUAGGUGGAUUUCAGGUGAAAAUUUGUGGAGCAAUUCAGUACUUGAAUCUUUUUGGAGUUGCCAUUGGUUAUACAAUUGCUUCCUCUAUAAGCAUGAUGGCAAUCAAGAAAUCCAAUUGCUUCCAUUCAAAAGGAGAUAAUAGCCUUGGAAUUGCCAAAGUUGCAGAAACUGGGAAAAUUAGGGGAAGUCUCACUGGAAUUAGCAUUGGCUAUGUCACUCAAAUGGAAAAAAUAUGGAGAAGCUUCCAAGCUCUUGGCGCCAUAGCUUUUGCCUAUUCUUACUCCCUCAUCCUUAUUGAAAUACAGGAUACAAUCAAAUCCCCACCGUCAGAAUACAAGACAAUGAAGAAAGCAACUCUACUAAGUGUGUAUCCUGAGGAUAUUUAUUCGGCUUGUAUGUAG
Molecule: messenger RNA, 855 nt
Organism: Fraxinus pennsylvanica
Lineage: Eukaryota; Viridiplantae; Streptophyta; Magnoliopsida; Lamiales; Oleaceae
Source: the annotation of a GenBank genome assembly